UUUAAAGGUGUGCUGAAUGAAGAUUUUAUGAGGGGAAGACUGGCCAAGGCUGAGAAAAACAAGUAUUUUUUUGUACAGUGGAAUGGGCCAUUCUUCGGUGCUUUGACAUUAUGCCAUCCUGACACUGCAAAAGUGGUCCUUAAAGGUUAUGAACCCAAAGGGAGAGUAUAUGAGACCCUGCGACCAUGGUUAGGUGAUGGCUUGCUUCUUGCCAAGGGGAAAAAAUGGAUGAGACAAAGGCGGCUUCUCACCCCUGCAUUCCAUUUUGACAUCCUCAGAACAUACAUGGUUAUUUACAAUGAGGCAUCGGAUAUGUUCCUGACCAAGCUUUCUGGAAUGGCAGAGAGAAAUGAACCUUUGGAUGUCUUUCAUCAUAUCAGUUUGUUGACUUUGGAUAUCAUUUUGAAGUGUGCCUUCUCUUUUGAUGCCAAUGUGCAGUCGACUGGGAAAAGGCAUCCAUACAUUCAAGCUGUGUUCGAUAUGUGUCAUGAUGUGCCAAGAAGAUUUACAAAUCCUCUGUUUAUCCUGUAUCCCAAGCUAUACAUGCUUACAUCUAGAGGAAGGCGGUUUCAAGAGAGCUGUGACAUUGUUCAUAGGGAGGCAAACCAUGUCAUUGCAAAAAGAAAAAAAGAAUUAGAAGCCAGUGGUGGCCUUUUCCUUAAUAAAAAACGCUUGGAUUUCUUGGAUAUUUUAUUGACUGCCAAGGAUUCUGAUGGUAAUGGAUUAUCAGAUGAAGACAUCCGGGCUGAAGUGGAUACAUUCCUAUUUGAAGGUCAUGACACAACAGCCAGUGGAUUAUCCUGGACAAUUUACCUCUUGGCCAAUCAUCCAGAGCACCAACAGAAAUGCCAGGAAGAAAUUGAUGAAGUCAUGCAAGGCAGGGAUGAAAUCCAGUGGGAAGACCUGCCAAAGUUGAAGUACUUGGGUCUUUGUCUCAAAGAGGCAAUGCGCCAUUAUCCUCCAGUUGCCGGGAUUUCUAGGAAACUAGAAAAAGAUAUUGAAAUAAUGGGGAAGAAGGUAACUGCAGGGACCAAUGUCCAACUGCCUAUUUGGAUUUUGCACCACAGCAGCCACGUCUGGGGAGAUGAUGUCAUGGAAUUUAAACCAGAAAGAUUCCUUCCAGAAAAUUUCAAGAAUGUCAACCCAUUUGGAUACAUUCCUUUUUCCGCUGGACCAAGAAAUUGCAUUGGCCAGAAUUUUGCAAACAAUGAAGAAAAGGUUGUGAUGGCCAGGAUUCUGCAUAAGUUUAAGAUUUCCAUGGCAGACAAAUCUGAAAAAGCAGAAUUCAAUGUUGCAUUGAUUUUGAAGUCAGCAAAAGAGAUCAAGGUUGCAUUGAAACCAAGAUAAACAUCAUUAGAAACAUGAGGCCAGAAAACCAUGGUUACAAAUGAGACUUUCUGUCCUUAAUUGUUACAUGUACCACCAGCCACAAUUUCAAUUGGUUCUCUGAGCCCAAGAUGUUACAAGAGACUAGAGAUGGUUACUGAGUCUUCAGUUAAAAAACACUUGAUCUACAUACUAUAGAAUUGAUGUGGUAAAAAGGAUUACCCACUCAAUAAACUAUAAAAAUGCAAAUCAAAAGGGAGAAAAAUUGCAUUUUAAUGUAAAUGCUGAAUAGAAAUAAUAAUCCAUUAAAGACAGAGAUUUUUAUACAUUAUAUCCUGAAAAUUUAUAUCAAGAAGUAUUCCAAACUACCAAUACCAAAUCAUUUUAAUGUUGUGUUGAUGAGUUGUGUAGAGAAUGUAUAAAAAAAUACUAUAGUGACCAUAAAAUCAAUCACCUUUUAUCAACCGAGAGUGAACAGCUUUAUUAGAUAGCUACAAAGUUCCCUGCAGCUAUUUAAAGUGCCAAAACUGAGAACAAUGAGAGCUUCAAGGACUUUUAUUCUCUGGGCAUUGUCAGCUUUUUAAUUUUUCUUAAAUUCUUAAACUUAAAAGUAGUACCGUAAUUUUAUGAUUUGUCAAAUACAUUUAAAAUUUCAAUUCUGCAUAUAUUAUAUACAACGUACAAUACAGAUAACAAAUUUCAAGGGAUGCCAAUCAACCUAUUGUCUUCAAUUUUGCAGGAAUGAUCAGUAUUAUUAAAACGCAGCUCUUGUUCAAAAAUCAGCUUGAUUGGACCAUUUUUUUCUUGAAGAUUAGCCAUUUUUUGGUUGUUUUAUACCAUAUACAAUACAGGUUACCCAUUUCAUGGAAAACCAUUUGACCCAUUGUUUUCAAACCUACAGAACUUAAGAAUGUGACUGAGAUACAGGUUGAGUUUGAAAACCAGCUUUACCGGAUUUAUUUUUCAUAUGUUAUGCUGUUUCAUGAUUUUUCUGAAUAUUUGUUACAAGUAUAUGUGACACAGAAACCACAUUUCGUGGAUAACUGUUUGACCUCUUGUCUUCAAACUAACAGGACUGAAAUGAAUUAUUAAUAAUAAUUUACUAAAAAUGGGUCAGGUUUCAAAAUCAGACUUAAACUUUUUUGUUUUUGUUUCUAAAUAAAGCAUAUAUUGUACUGUAUUCAAUGCAGAUAACGUAUGAAGCAGAGAAUCAGUUGGCUUUUUGUCUUCAAUUAUAUAGGGAGAUUAAUAUCAUGAAAAUAUCAUUUUAAUUAAAAAUUUGCCUGUUGGGAAUAUUUGUCUUAAAGUUUUUUUUCUUGUAGAAUUCUUCUUUUCCUACAUAUAUAAAUGUAGUUUGUGACGUAUGGACAUGGGUUGAUCAGUACAUUUUGGUAGUUACAUAGCUAUUAAAUCAUCUCACUCUCAAGUGGCCAUUAGAUGAGAUUACAUAAAACACACAUUGGGAGUGAUUUUGAACUCCUAUAGGUUUAGCCUUGUGCCACAUACAGUUUCAUUUACAGUAUUACAUAGUUAAGAAUUUGCUGCAUAUUACAAAAAUUUUGCUGCUUAGUUUUCAUUUUGCUAAGGGUUGUCAACUGAAAACAAUUUUGCAGUUACUGUUUCAAUUAUGCAUGUAAAUAUUUUAUAAUAUUGCAUAUAAAUUAAAUAAUCUGUGUAUUGUCAACAUUAAUGGCAUAGAUGAAUAACAUAAUUAUCCUCAAGUUUACUGUGGUGAUUCUUAGUAUGUAAAUACAGCUAAAUGAAAUAUUUGGGUAGCAGCUUUAUUGGAAAAUAUAUAUAUUUUAUAUAUAUAUGUACUUUUUAAUUUUUUACUUUUUUGAAACAUUAACAUUUUCAAGAUGUGACUUUUCGCUCCCAUCUACCUUAAUCCCUUUACGAGUACUGGUAAUCUAAUGAAUUCUAUAUUUCCAUGUAAGCAAUAGUACUGGUAUUUAUGUUGUUAGGCAUUAUGUUACAGUAUUAUAAUAAUUAUUUUGUGCACUGUCAUCAUUAUUCACACAUUGGGAUUUUCAGUAUGUGAAUUUGAACUCUCAAGCUGAAGCUAUAUCCUUAUCGUCCAUGGAUAGCUGUUGUGCAUGAUUAAAAUUUGGUGUUGAUUGACUAUGCUUUUAUAAGCAAUAUUUAUUGUUGCAUCAAAAUUGACAAAAUGACCUAUUUUGUGCAUCUUUAUUUUCUGCUUUUUGUCUGUAUAGCUAUGCUGCCUUGUUAGUAUUAUUAAGGUCUCAUUCAACUUUUGUUUGCAAAUAAAUAUGAUUAUUAUGUUUAAAAAAGUG
Lingula anatina is the source of this 3620-nucleotide messenger RNA. Its product is annotated as ultra-long-chain fatty acid omega-hydroxylase. Lineage: Eukaryota; Metazoa; Brachiopoda; Lingulata; Lingulida; Lingulidae. Gene Ontology annotation, molecular function: monooxygenase activity; oxidoreductase activity, acting on paired donors, with incorporation or reduction of molecular oxygen; iron ion binding. The record is from RefSeq and is a predicted model, not a curated record.